AUGAACGAAAACGAAGAUAAAACGCAAAUGCCUCAAUCAUCUGCUCUUGAAGCAUUGCAUGAUCUUGAAAACCAUUCAUCGACUCCUGAUUCUAACGAACCUCAACAAAUGGAAAUCUAUGCAGAUGAAUUAACAACAAAUAUUAUAAAAGAUGCAAGCAAAACAGCAAGUGAAAAUCAUGAUGAAAAUUUAGAUAAUACUAAUGAAUUACAUUAUCUUCAAACAUCAAAACAAAGUACAUCAGAAGAUACAACAACAAUAUCAGAUCAAUUCAAUCAAUCAACAACUAAUAAUAAUAAUUUCGACGAUGAAGAUAUACAAAAGAAAAUGAAUGAUGUUAUUCAAGAUAUACGAUCACUAUCUGGUGAUGAUACAACUAAUAUUCCACAUAAAUCAAUAACAUCUAAUCAUUUACAUCAUGAAGAAACAAAUAAUUCUAUGCCAACUAUUGAUCCUUCGACACAGAUAGAUUCAGUAUCAAAUAAUCAAACUGAAGGUCCAGUACGAUCAUUAAGUGAAUCAGCUUUAGUUGAUCAUCAUACACUAAUUGAACAGCCAUUACCUAUUCGACAAGAUGAAAGUUUAUCAGAUAAUGAUGAUACUUAUGAAAUACAAUCUAUACCAACGAAUAUUCCUAUGCAUAUAAAUGAACAUCCAUCAGAACAAGGAAAUCAUAUAAAUAAUCCAUUAGAUAGUAAUCAUGAGUUGUUAGAUACAGAAACAGGAACUACUGAUUCUAAUCAAGACUCAUCAAAUAUUAUUAAACCAAAUAAUCUAGAUGAAACGGCACGUUUUCAUACAACAUCACCAACUAAUAAACAAUUGUUUCAUAAUACAUUAGAUGAACCACUAACAUCCGGUGAUGAAGGGCAUACUCAGAUAGAUCCAACAAAUUUAGCUGAUGACAUUAAUCAAGAAAUAGCAAGUAGUGCUCAAAGUUCAUUACAUGAUAUAUCAUCACUUAAUCGUCCACGCUCACCAACACCUAACAAUUCUCGUAAAUCAUCAACACAUUCACAAAUAAAUGAUAAGGAGGAUACGAAAAGUCUAAUUUCAAAUAAUAAUACAACCGAUUCACCCGUUUUUUCGGAUCACAAUCAACAAGAUGAACAACAACAACAACAAAAUGAAAACAUUCAAUCAUCAGCUGAAAUAAACUCACCCAUAUCACAGCAAGAAAGUGCACAUAAGAAUGAUGAGCAACAAACAUCUCAAUCAAGUAGUACUCCUACAAAUGAUUUUACAGCAGCACACGACCAACCAAAACGUAUUAAAUCUGGAAUACAACUUCUAAUUCCAACACAUGAUUUUAAUAAUGAACGUAUGAAUAGUCCACCACCACCGCUAUCAGCAGGAAUUAAAUCUAUGGUAUUAUUUAAUCCAUUAUUAAGUCAUAUUAAUGAAAAAGAACAAGGUCGAUCUCGAUCAACAAGUGAAGCAAGUCGAAAAAUGUCUGCAACAAGUAGCAUUAGCAACGAAAAAAUCAUAGAUGAAGAUAGUAUAUUAUCGAACAAUCGACGAGAAAGUAAUCAUAGUCAACAAUCAUUAAAUAUCGCUGAUGAAAAAUCAAUAAGUCAACAUGGAAGUCAAACUAUUGAACAACCAUCACAGAAAUCAAAUAGUCGUCGAACUAGUGAUUCUCAGCAACCACAACAACAAGAUGAAUCCAAUGAUUCUCAAGAACAACAAGCCACCAAUAGGCGGGAUAGUAAAAUAUCACAAGAAUCAACUAAUUAUCGUGAGAGUUCUGUUUUUGAACAACCAGUUUCCAGUCGAAGAGACAGUGAAAACAUCGAACAUAAGUCAUCCAGCCGAAAAGGAAGUAUUACUUCUGAAAAACAACUUUUAAAUAACGAAGAAAACUUUACUUCACAACAAGAACUACCCAGUCGACAUGAUAGUGUUAGUAGUGAACAAAAAAUCGCUAGUCGAAAGAAUAGUGCAAACUCCGAACAGAAAGCUUCAAGUAAACAAGAAAGUUUUGUUGUGGAAGAACAAGUAUGCAGUCGCCGAGAAAGUCAAAGUGCGAAACAACAAUUGCCAGAUCAUCAACAAAGUUCAUCUGAUCAACAGGAAAGAAACUUAUCGAGUCAGCCAGUUAGUCGAAAAACAAGUCCGGCUGAUCAACAACAACAGGUUUUAAGUCGUCCAACAAGUGUAACUCGAGAGAAUCAAUCAUCAAGUCCUGAUUAUUCAAAUUUUGUUAAAAUCUCUUCACCUCAAGUAUCAAGUCGCCGUAACAGUUCUGUUAAAGAAGAACCACAGUCAAAUCCUAUUACUAUUAAUGACGAUAGUCAUCAAUUAGCAUUAAAUCGAAACGAAAAAAAUCAACAAUUAAUCAAACACGAAUCUGAUUCAUCUAAUCAAGAAAUUCGAACAUCUGAUAAACAUAAACAAGAACGUAUAUCAUCAACUGAAAAAAAUUCAAAACACCAAUCACCAUUUCAACGACAUUCUGGACGACAGUCACGAGAAAAAUCAACUUCAAAUACAGACGAAACUGUUAUAAUACCAAUUGCUUUAAAUUCAUCCAAAAAUCAACAACAUAACGGAAAACAUAUAUCAACAACAGAUUCUGAUCUUGAACAUAAAUCAACAUCAAAGUUACCUCCAGUUAAUUCGUCAUCUCAAGAUGGAAAACUAUAUCGUUCUGCAAGAUUAAAUAAGCAGCAAGUACCUGUAGCAAAUCGAUCAGAAACAAAACAUAUAUCAUCAUCACAUUCUACAACAUCAAGUGGAGAGGAACGAUCAAAACGUUGGAUUAAAAAUAUGAUCACUCCAUCAGUUGAUUUGACUGAUGGUGAAUCUCAACUAUCAUGCAAUAAACAAUCAGAAAAAGUCGAACAUAAUCAAACAACAAAAAAACGACAUAUUGCAGAUGAACAACAACGUCCAUCACAUCGAAGUUUUAGUGCUAAUUCAUCAACACAUAUUCGUCUUGUCGAUGAUCGAUCACUUGAUUCAACAUCAGACAAUAAUACUGAUCGUAGUCAACAUAAUCGAAGAAAUGUUAAAGCAAAAAAGAAAGAUAUUCAAACAAAUACAGAUCAAACUAUUGAUUCUCGACAACAACAACAGCAAAAUAGCUCUUCUGAUGAACAAAAAUUGACUCCUAAAAAACCACUAAAAGCAACAAAACCAAUGUCGGAUCAUUUUCAUUCAACACAUCAACGUACAUCGAAUAAAGAACAACUAUUUACAACUUCCGAUCAAGAUAAAUCAACUAUACGAUGUAAAGUUAAACAAUCUAAUGAUUCUAAUCAAGAUAAAGAUCCUGUAAAUGUUAAUAUAACUGUUGUUGUUAGAAAAACUCCUGCUGAUGAAAGUUCUCCUGAAACAACAGCCGAAGAUUCUAUUGAACAAAAACCUAAACAAUAUUUUACACCUAUUCAACAUUCAGCUAAGAAAAAUAAACAAAAAUCUAUUGAACAUCAUGAUCGUGAGACACAAUCAGAUACAGAACAGAUCAUCACUGAAAAACAAAAAACACAUCGUCAACCAAAACGUAUAUCACGAACAUGUCAAACAUAUGAAUAUGUAUUUCGACGUAUGGAACGUGACCGAUAUCAAGAAUUACGAGCAACAAGUGAAACAGAAAAAAAUAUACAAACACGUAAAUCUCAAUUGUCUCCAAGAAGAAAAUUACCAAGAAAAUAUCUUUCUCCAUACUUAUCAACUGAUGCACUCAGAAUCGAAGAAAUGUUACGCAAACGAUUUUAUCCAUCACGAAGAAAUCUAUCAAAAUCUGCUUCACUUACUCGUAGUAUGUCUCCACAAACUGGUAAAUUAUUAAUUCUUCGCCCAACACUUCCGUUUCAUCAUACCGAUGCUGUCAGUGUUCAACGAGUAUGCCUUCAAUAUGCUAUUGAUCUAGUUCCACAUAAUAGAACAGGUACUCAUCGAAGUAAAUCAACUAUUAUUAAACAAUCGGAAGAAAAAAAUAAUGUACCUAUAAUAAAUGCAUCAUCGCCAUCAGCUAAUAAUUCAACACAUAAAUCAAUUUCAAAUAAACAUGGAGAACAUAAAAAUCAACGUAAAAAUAAUGGUACUACUUAA
Messenger RNA from Adineta steineri, 4056 nucleotides. The record is from the annotation of a GenBank genome assembly. NCBI's taxonomy places the organism in Eukaryota, Metazoa, Rotifera, Eurotatoria, Adinetida, Adinetidae.